GUACAUGCCAGUUGCUCCACGAUGAAAGCACUCACCGGUAACUACGCGAAGGUUGUGCAUCGGAGCAAGACACACACAAGCCAGAUCUAAGGAUUUGCAGACAAUUCCCCUUCUACCAAACGAUCUGACCUCCGAAAUUUCAAGAUAGUGGCUAGUAGCUGUGUGCAACUGUUCGUGAAUCACUUGAGCAUUCUUUAUUUUGAUGGCCCCGUAGCCAAUUGGCAUGAACACCACGGGUAUGUCACGUAAGACAUUCCGAGUGAAACCUUCCAGGGUAUAGUUAUGGACCGGCAAGCUGGCAAACCAGACUGCCGACCCUCCCCUACGGGAGUUAAAGGACAUCGCGACCCAAUACACAGAUAAGCUCAAAAGGUAACUGAAGUAACGAGAAGCCUGGCCAAUUACCCACUCACGGGAACACUUGGUUGGCUUCAGCGAGGAACGAACCGCUUGUACUUCUGCAGAUCAAGAAGCUAUUUUUCUAGCUUUCCGACCAACACGAUCGCUGGCCUUCUUUUUCUGCCUCUCAGCUGUUCAGCCUCUCUUCUCCAGCGCACGAUUUCGACGUCUUAUCGGUAGGAAUGACUGAAUGAAAACGACUAAUAAACAGUUAUUCCUACACUGGCCCGGCAGCGUCUCGUCCAAUUGCCUUCAAGAGCACAGGUAGGUUGUUGUUGCCUCAGAGUCUCGUCCGAUCGUUGAAGAGCCCAUGGUCAUUUGCCUUCUUAUUCGACGAUGAUGGUUUUGAUACGUCCUCUGACCUUUGAUACCGAAUGGUAAUCAUGACAAUGACCACAACGAUUGUGGCAGGUACCUGCCAAGGGGGACUCACCAGGAAUCUGGUGGUCAGACAAAAUGCAUUAUUAGAAUAUAUAUUCAAGGCUAAAUAUAGUAAAUCCAGAAAAGAAACUUCGAGUCUGAUUGAUCACCCCGACGCAGACGAAGCAAUGUUCCGUAUGAUUGAUGAUGGUGAUGAUUAAACUUCAUUGAGGGCAGACGAAGUGAAAAAAAAAUAAAUAGAAUUUACUGAAAGGACACAGAGAAAAACACACGAAUAAAAGGACAAUAAUUGUAAUAUUAGAAUUUUGUCUGCUGGAGAUGCAAAGAACGCUCUCUACAGCAGUUUAUAGAUUCCUUCGAGUGUGAAUUAGUGUGCAUGUUCAAAAGAGAAAUAACGGCACAGAUGUCAAAAUUUGUCAAAAACGGGCAAUCGUUCACCGCCCUGUUCAUGGCCGAUCGCCCAGGGUUGCACCAUUUCACUAUAGAAUUGCAACGAUAGCAACACUCAGUUUCUGUUUUGCACUUUUGCGAAGGCCCGAAGCUAAUCGCAUCUUCAUGUUCGAGGCUGACGAUUGUCUUUAACUUACUGCUGAGGCUAAGGGCUGCUUAAAACUACGCAUGAAAAAUCGGACACAGUGCUUACAAAUUCAAAGGGGAAAUGAACUUCAGAAGGGCACGCAUUUGGGCUGGUUGGUUCACGAUUACGAGCAGGAAACGGCGCAGACGACACGACGAAGAGAAGGCUAAAAGCAACAAAACGAGAAGAAUCGCCUCUGCGAGCAAAUCCACUGACCUCAAAAGCCCCGCACCACUUCUGGCGGCCAGCUGCUGCUACGAGGAGAUACCGGAACAACCGUAGAACUGAAACUGCGACUGUCAUUGAACACUUCGCAACGGCCGUAUACCCUUACAAAAAGCCUCUUUAAGUAUUUUCUAACGACAUUUUACAGGCAAUGUGCCACCUGGUAUGCAUAAAACGUGCAGACAGUCUGCAGACUUUCUGCUGUCUUUGUCACCUGCCUGCUACCUGUUGGCGUGCAUAUUACAGCGAAGUUGUUAGCCUCUCGUUGGUCGGUGUUUUUCGUGUCCAUGUCCGUGGAACAAAUGUGGGCCGACCCCGGAGGUAGUGGAAUAAUUGGCUGACCUGCGGCGGAGGUGACGCACGCCUUUAAGCACUCGGCAAAGUGAAGCGAAAAGUGCGUACAUUCUUUAGAAUCACGCAUACAACAUAGAACAGCAUUCGUUUCAAUAAAGAGCAGGCACAAAACAAGCAUCCGAACCACAUAAUUGAUGAUACGGUGCUCCUGAGAACAAUGCGAAGCACGCAGCAAUCCGCGCAUGCGUUUACUGGUAAAGAUUACUGUUGCGCAAGCUGUCGCGGCGACGGCAGCUUCCGACGUGGGGAGUGACGUCACUAGCCUUUCGCAUAUAAAAUAACCAGCCUAGCAACUGAUUUCACUGUUGUCGCACCAACGCUCUGGGUAGGCAAUGCAUAGCUAAGGUUCCCGAGGAGCAGCGUGAAUACGAGGAGCUGCAAAAGGGAAAAGAAACGGCAAUAUGACCAGCGGCGGCGUGUUGCCAAAAUUGCCAUUAGUACCAUUAGUACCAUUAGUGCCAUUACUACCAUUACUCUAAGGCAAUAAAGCGUUGCAUGCCCGCCUCAGCAGUUGUAGUGGUGGUUAAUUGCAACACCUUCGCGCCACAUCCACUUUCGCAGGGCCGGGAUGGCGACUCAAUUUUCUUUUCUGCGUUAAAUCUGCAGAACUUCUGUAUUCACGGGAUGCAGAAAGUUCGCGGAACCUACAUUUAAUUAGAAAUAAUUAAGCGAGAAUCAGAGUAGAAAAUUGCUUGCCCUCUAGCGAUUUCCCAACAGAGAGUUGAGGUCACUCCCAUGAGUGAAAAAUUGGGAGCGAGGGCUCACAGCCGCGGGCCACAUCUUGAAGAGCAUACACCUUGAGAUGUUGCGAAUGCAACACUUUAAUGGAAGUAAAUAACCACAACACAGACAUGACAAAUGUAGAUAAUACGACGACGAGUCGAGAAACGCUAAAGGCAGAACUUCGAAUUCCAUUGAACAUCCUAUACGCACGCGAUGCACACAACAAGGAGCAACACCAAUAUUAUAUAAAUAAUAAAUUGCCACCAUUCUGCGAGUCUCGAAUAGGCCUAGUUAACAGCUGUGGUAUUUUAAAUUAUGACCCAUCAGCUCACGCAGGCAAGAUCUGUCUCUCUGAAAUUACCGCAAGGCAUAAACAAAAGCAAGAACAAAAACUGUUAAUUGAGGGUUGCAAAGAAACGAAGUCAGUGGCAUAAUUUUUCAAAAUCAGCAUGCCAUGCUUUGGGAGCCGCAGCGAUUUCAGAUAGUGGCGUCAUUCUCGGCGGAAACGUAGUGCGUCUAGUACUGCCAGCAAAAAAAAAAAAAAGAAAAAAAAGAAAAAAAAGGAAAUGAAGGUGCGCGUUUGAUCGCAAAUUUACCUUCAUAGGAAGUAGUCGCAAAAUACGAUGAAUUCAUUACACAGGGACAAGGAUAGUAGUAACCGAAGUAACCUAAAAAAAAAUGCGGAGUGAGCGUGGUGGUCACAGAUGUUGCGCUCCUAAUCGCGAGGUCGCGGGUUCAUAUCCCGGCCACGGCGGCCGCAUUUCGAUGGGAGCGAAGUGCAAAAACAUGCUUGUCCCGUGCAUUGGAGGUGCGUUAAAGGUCCCCUGGUGGUCAAAAUUAAUCUGGAGUGCCCCACUACGGCGUGCCUCAAAAAUAAAAUCGUGGUUUCGGUUUAAAUGUGCGGAGUGAUACAUUUCUUUACACCGUGCCACUUGACGGGCGCGCAAGCGUUGCCAUUCAACUGUCUCAGAGUCCCUGUGUAGGUAUACUCGUCAGAAAGCCUGCAGGAUAUAACAUAUAUAUACGGGACAACUACACAGAGUUGCACAUUGUUUGCAUACCUAACCCCGAGAAAGUCUGCCGGAUGUAACUACACAAAUUGUGCAGAAAUUCUGUAUACCCAGAGAUGAGAAAGACAGCAGGAUAUAGGCUAUACAGGGAAACUACACAAGGUGUUCAGAAUGUCUGACUGCUCAGGCCUCAGAAAGUCAACAUCAUGAGCUCUACGGGAAGGCCACACGACGUAUGCAGAAAUCGUGCCGAUUUCGUAUACAGGGAGGUCAAGUCUAUCUACAACAAGGUGGCAUGAGUGGCAAGUAGCCUACAGAAAGUCUACAAAAGGUUGCACCCGUUUUUGUUAUGGUGUGGAUCAAACGUACUAGUGGCGAGCCUCUAUGCUGCAGCUCUUGUGAUCUUAAAGCUGAAUACGACUCAGUCUCAACGAAAUAGUUGGGUUUCUUGCAUUUGCGCUGGCGUUUCUUACGAAAUAUCUGUGCAUUGCGUGCGCAGUCUGAAGUUAUAGCCUUACAAAUAAAGGGCGGCGUAAAGUACAUUUUAUGAAAAACAAACAAACAACGACCAAAAAAAACGCAAAAUAAACUGCACAAUGAUUCGAUUCAAUCCAGGCCACACCAAGAUUUUCUAAACAGCUUUAAUUCUUUAGUUUAUUGCGACACUAGCUAGAAUAAACAAAUGAAUAAAUGUUUAUGUAAGUUACAAUCCGAAAUACAAGGAGCUCUGCGCGCUGGAAGUGCUCACAUUGAGGGAGAUGUUCAUAAAGGAGCUUUUCUACGCGUCUGGGGAGAAACAUUGUCAUACGCACCGUGGAAAAAAAAAGGCUUGCACUCUGUGUGACUUGAGUACUACGUCUAGUGGUGCGUUGUGGAUUUGUGGUGAUAUCAUUGUGGUACGCUUGAAGUGUUUUUUUUUUUUUGCUUAUCACCCCUGAUAGCAGAACACGCGCUUCAGCAAUCAACCUUAUCACCUAGGGUCUACAGGCGCUGACACCAAGCUGCUACGACCGCUAUCGCGGUUUUCAAACCUAGUUUCCUUUUUUACUGUUUCAGGAAAACGCAGGCGCUGUCAUUAUCGGCUCAGUUUUAUCUCACAAUGACGGAUAGAUAAGAAAACCGACACAAACACUAAACAUGUAGCGAUAGGAAGAAAAGGCGGGACGGGGCGUCGACGGGACAAGUAGCAGAUGAUGCCAGCUAAGUUAACGUCUCUGUGGCCUAGAAUCCGCCGGUUGCAACAACAACACUGAAUGUUUCCGCUGUACUCUCUGUGUGGCCUCCUGUUUGGAGGAAAGUCCGCGGCGCGCUGUUGACGGUCAGGAGUGGAGAAAUUCGCGACCUGCGCCGAGAUUUUGGGAAUCAUCUGCGAGUUGUUGGUCCCCGGCACUGGCUGCUCAGCUUGUGCGGAAUUUUAGAGAUCGUCUAGUUUAGCGAGCAGCUGUUUGCUGGCUUCGCUUUAACGAGCGACUCUGUGACACAGCCUAAUUGAGACUAGACGAGAAGAAGAGGAAACCAGUCGAGACCUUCUUCUAGUGAACUUGGCGUUCAAGACAACUUGUCCAAACACUGCAAAGUCCCUCCCUCCGCCACUCCCUUCCCACAUCUAUUCUAUUUUCACUCGUUUAGCUUUCGCAAAGCCGGAGGAAUCCGAUGACGCCGAAAAUCUUGUGGUUCUUUGUCGCCUCGCUGGGAGCAUCCUGCCAUGUCAACGAGUCGGCCUGGGUUGGUUCGACCACGACAAAGCGCACUCUUCUGCUGGACGUGGACACGGGCGUAGACGACGCCCUGGCCAUCGGUCUCGCCUUAGGCUCUGGUGCGGACGUGGCGGCCAUUACUACGGUGGCUGGCAACACCAGAGUGGACUCUGCGCGAAACAACACGCUGCGUGUGCUCCGGGUCUUCGGCAGGACAGACAUUCCCGUCUACCGAGGAGCCGACCGACCUCUCGACGGCGACUGGAAACACGAGGAGCACUACUUCGGCCACGACGGUUUCGGUGAAGUGUCCGCGCACUACGACGUCGGGGUGAACGCCGCGGUGACCGCUGGAGACGACGGCGCGCCGGCAGCGUUGAAGAUCAUCGAGCUCGCGCGGGCGAGACCCGGACAGCUCACCCUGGUGCUGCUCGGACCACUGACUAACGCGGCCAUCGCUCUCCUGGUGGACCCGCACUUCACCAAAGGCCUGCGAGAGAUGGUCAUCUUGGGUGGCAACACACAAGGCAGAGGUAACGUUGUGCCGGGUGCGGAGUUCAAUUUCCACACUGACCCUGAAGCUGCGCACAUCGUCCUCCAGAGGGCGCAGUGUCCGGUCAUCAUCGUGCCAUGGGAAACAUCCCUUCUGUCUAUGCUUCCAUGGCCUGCCUACCAGGACGUGGUCCUCAAGAACAGCUCGAGGGCGCAGUUCCUGGCCGACGUGACGUGGCACACACGCCGGUGUUGCGGAGCGGCCGAAGAAGAAGGCUUCAACGUGGGCGACGCACUCGCCGUGCUGGCGGCGCUGUCACCGGAGUCCGUGGCCGACUCCGUCGAUCGCCGCGUCGCUGUCGAACUGUCCGGCCACCACACCCGCGGCCAGCUGGUGCAGGCCUGGUCGCCCACGAUGCUGCCGCACGUGAAGCGGGCAGUGAAGCUGGUGCGGAAGCUGGACCGACGCCUCUUGGCUCACUACGUGGCCAUGGCGUUCUCAUGAGGGUGCGUGGAGGCCAGUUUCUGCGGGUUAAAACACCCCGACCUACAACGGGCUCUUUUACACCGGCGCACUCGCGGAGAUUGCGCGAUCGAGUCCGGUCUCGAGAGGACCGUUCGUUCGCAAAUAAUGGUUAUCUUAUUUUUCUUGUCAUUAUUUUUUCGUCUGCUUCGAUCGAAGCUCGUGCCACUCUUGAAGAAGAAAACGACCGUGUUCGUUUGAGCGUCUGCAACGGACUGAUCGCGUCCAUUUUCUGUCAUCCCCAGCGCACGGCUUCAAGACACAGCUCGGUGGACACGGCCUCGACAUGAUGUCUAGCCGCGACCCGGAGUUCAAGAAGCUCCAGCUCGAGAUGAUGACCCGGUAUCCGUGCUACGUCCGUAGUGACGCGACGCGCUCACAC
Dermacentor andersoni is the source of this 6763-nucleotide messenger RNA. Its product is annotated as nucleoside hydrolase-like. Gene Ontology annotation, molecular function: hydrolase activity, hydrolyzing N-glycosyl compounds. The record is from RefSeq and is a predicted model, not a curated record. NCBI's taxonomy places the organism in Eukaryota, Metazoa, Arthropoda, Arachnida, Ixodida, Ixodidae.